Molecule: messenger RNA, 1470 nt
Organism: Anopheles coustani
Lineage: Eukaryota; Metazoa; Arthropoda; Insecta; Diptera; Culicidae
Exons: 2
Coding region: 116-1186 (356 amino acids)
Cellular component (GO): nucleus
Molecular function (GO): zinc ion binding
Source: RefSeq, a predicted model, not a curated record
UUCAUCAAAACAAUUGAAGGGUUGCAUCCUGUACUGCAUUUAAAAUCUGAAACUAACCGUUUCCAAACCAAGUAUAGACUAAAAGAAACGAAUUGUGAAUUAUUGGAAGUAAUUGAUGGGUUCGAAAAAGUGUCGAUUAUGUUUGUGUGCAGUGAACAACCUUGCUGGAGUAUCGGCGUCGAUUGAGGACGACAGUUUCUAUAGCAUCAUAAAGACCGUGUUUCGUUUUCCGGUACCGAAGCUUCAUGCAUUCGGAAGUGAGAACUACGCUUUGUCCGCUUUGGUUUGUUUUCAAUGUGCUACUAGCGUCCGGAAUUUCUAUUACUUCAGCCUACAUGUAGAAUCUAACCAGAAAAAACCACAGCGUGAAUGUGAAGCGAAACAAAAGCCUCAAUCGAUCAAUUCUGGUCGGAACGAUUGGACACUUGGGGAACUAAUACAACAUUUCAGAACAGAAACUGAGUCGGAUGCUGCAACAAGUGGCGAAAACUGUAUGGAUACCCUGUCGUCUACAACUGAAGUUGAAUCAACAGCUAGUGAUAAUAACAGAAUUAUAUUAAAACAAGAGGAAUUGAUCAUAAGUGAAUCGGAUUGUGAAGGUUUUGAUGAUCUAGAGGAUGAAAUCCAUUCUGAUUUGCAACAGAACAGGGGUGACAACCAUGAAUCAACAGACCUACGACUAUGUACAGCUAAAACACAUCGUAAUGCAGUCGAAAUUCACACAAACGAUUCACAGCACACAAUAACCACGGGGUUAACUCGUCGAGAAUCUUUCAAGUUCAGCCUCAUCAAAACAAAAGAAGAGCUGACGGUUUUUGAUGCGAAACUAUUGGACAGAGCAUAUUUUCAGAAGGUUCUCGAUUGGCUAACUGACAAUGUAAUAGCCAAAGACUGCAACAAUCGAAUGUUAGAAGCACAGGAUCUUAUCUUUCACAAAGAAUUUCUUGUCAAAUGCAGUUGGACGGGGUUAGGAAAACAUUCAAUGAAAAUUGAAUUCAAAUCCUUUAUCAAUGUGCUGAGGCUAUUCAAAGAAAUAGGAAGUACACGUUUUCAUUCGCUUAGCGACAGAGAAUUGGCUAUAUAUUUCAUGAACAAACUCAAACAUGCCAAAGAAAGACUGCAUGCAAAAGGUAUAGUAAAAUCAAGCUGUCGGAAACGGAGAUCAAAAACUCCACUAUCAUGGUAAGAACAGACGUCUAGUUGUAAAUUUUGUAGUUCAGAUUCAGAUUGAUGAAUCUGAAUGAUUAUUUUCGGUUUAGAGAUUCAUGAAUCUUUUGAUGAGAGAUUCAUGAAUCCCAAAGAUACAUCAACUGAUGAAAAGUGAAGAACCAAAAAUGGGUAGGAUAUGAAAGAUUCAUUAAGGUUUGAAGAUUGGAAUCCCUAAAGAUUCAUGAAUCCAUCAGCAACGAUCUAAGUUUUAAAUAUGGGUAAUGAUUAAUUACAUUGAUUAGUAUCUUAUAAAAACAUGAA